UGCUGUACGGGAGUUUGUGUAGUUUGUUUGUCCCCUAACGCUGGGGUCCCAGUGACGGGCAGGAGGGACAAUGGGAGGCUGAGUUAAAUACUCUGGUGCAUUCUUCUUCCCAUCACUCUGAGCCUCUACAGGACUUCUCCAACCUUAGCAGAGAAAGGGGAAUCUACAUUGCCAAGAUGCCGGAGCAAGUACAAGAGAAGCGAAAGUCGAAGAUCUCGGCCUCCCGUAAGCUCAUGCUAAAGAGCUUAAUGGUGGCCAAGGCAAAGGAGGAGAUUGAGCAGGAGAUGGUGGAUAAAGAGGAGGAGAAGGAGAGGUAUCUGGCAGAGAGAGCACCUGCCUUACAGACCGGUGGCAUGUCCUUUGCUGAGCUCCAGGAGUUAUGUCGGGAGUUACAUGCCAAGGUUGACGUGGUGGAUGAGGAGCGAUAUGACAUUGAAGCCAAAGUCAUGCACAACACCAGAGAGAUCAAGGACCUGAACAUCAAAGUUUUGGACCUGAGGGGGAAGUUCAAGCGGCCCAACCUGAGGAGGGUAAGGGUCUCUGCUGACGCCAUCUUGCGCUCCCUCCUGGGCUCCAAACACAAGGUCUCCAUGGACCUUCGUGCAAACCUCAAGUCAGUCAAGAAGGAGGACACAGAGAAGGAGAAGACAGUGGAGGUGAGUGACUGGAGGAAGAACGUGGAGGCCAUGUCUGGCAUGGAGGGAAGGAAGAAGAUGUUUGACGCAGCCAAAGGCCCCCUCCAGUAGACAGAGAAGAGAAUACUCAAAAUGUUUCUUUCAUUUCUAUUAAUCCUGAACAUUCAAAUUGUGUUAAUGGUUUAAAGUCUGGUUUCGGUGGCACUACAAUGCUUGUAUUUAUUGUUUAGCAAGGCUUAUACAGUACAAGCUGUAUGCUGCUACAAUCACAAUGUUCUGCUUCAUCCUCACUGUUAAUAUUGGCCUGAGAAGAAAUUAUAGAGUAAAUUAUAGUUUGUGCAAUUCCACUCAUUUUGCCAUGGGGCAGAGAAAUAAUUUAGCAGUUCUAAAUCUUAUUUGGUUGCCUGA
This is a messenger RNA of Salmo salar (Atlantic salmon), 1043 nucleotides long. NCBI's taxonomy places the organism in Eukaryota, Metazoa, Chordata, Actinopteri, Salmoniformes, Salmonidae. The record is from RefSeq and is a predicted model, not a curated record.